AUGGGAACGGGGAUAGUCUCAGUUCUCCUUCACAACCUGCCUUACAACGCAACAUGGAUCUCACAUGGUCUUGCCGGUGCCUUUUUCGUGCUCAACAUCGCUCUGUUUACCGUAUUCACCGUCAUCACAGUGCUGCGGUACGCAUUGUACCCCGAGAUCUGGAAGGCCAUGGUUGUACACCCUGCCCAGUCCAUGUUUCUUGGCUGUUUCCCUAUGGGGUUUGCCACCAUAAUCAACAUGAUGAUAUUCGUGUGUGCACCUGCCUGGGGCCAGUGGGUGGUGAAUUGGGCAUGGGCAUUUUGGUGGCUUGACGCCGCUCUGUCAAUGGCAACAUGCAUCUCGGUGCCCUUCGUCAUGAUUCAUCAACACCGUCCGGGACUUCAGGCAGUAACAGCCGCAAGUCUUCUCCCAAUCGUCCCAGUCGUAGUCGCAUCUUCAACUGGCGGCAUCGUCGCCGAGGCCCUCUCAAACCCAUCUCACGCCUUCACAACCCUGAUCGCAUCCUACGUUCUCUGGGGUAUCGGCAUCUGCUUCUCGGGCAUGGUCCUCGCGCUCUACUUCCACCGCCUGACGAUCCACAGCCUCCCGCCCAAAGAGGCCAUCGUCUCCGUGUUCCUGCCCAUCGGACCCCUGGGCCAGGGCGGCUUCGGCAUCCAGCAGCUCGGAAAGGUGUCCCUGAAGCUCUUCCCCCAGACUGCGGCUCUUGCCGUGGCGGCUCCGGGGGCGGUGCACGGCGGAGAGUUUCUCUACUUUAUCGGACUCUUCCUGGCGCUUGUCAUGUGGGGCUUCGCCCUCGUCUGGUUGUCGUUUGCUCUUAUCAGCCUUGCUACAAUGGAGAAGAUUCCUUUCAACAUGGGUUGGUGGGGGUUUACGUUCCCGCUGGGCGUGUUGGCGACCUGCACCGGCAUGCUGGCCCAGGACUUGGACAGCCCCUUUUUCAGGGUCAUGACCAUGAUCUUCUCGCUCUCUGUAUGCUUCCUCUGGCUGCUGGUUGCGGUGAGAACACUUCAUCAGGCUAUUUCUGGGGAAAUUUUCUUUGCGCCGUGCCUGAAGGAUAUCCGAGACAAGCAAGCGCAGGCAGGAUCGGAUAGAAGAGUUUGA
Colletotrichum costaricense is the source of this 1101-nucleotide messenger RNA. RefSeq lists its product as uncharacterized. Gene Ontology annotation, molecular function: sulfite transmembrane transporter activity. Gene Ontology annotation, cellular component: plasma membrane. The record is from RefSeq and is a predicted model, not a curated record. The coding region runs from base 1 to 1101 and encodes 366 amino acids. NCBI's taxonomy places the organism in Eukaryota, Fungi, Ascomycota, Sordariomycetes, Glomerellales, Glomerellaceae. Gene Ontology annotation, biological process: sulfite transmembrane transport; transmembrane transport. The transcript is spliced from 4 exons.